Messenger RNA from Paraglomus brasilianum, 1026 nucleotides. The record is from the annotation of a GenBank genome assembly. Lineage: Eukaryota; Fungi; Glomeromycota; Glomeromycetes; Paraglomerales; Paraglomeraceae.
GACCAAGAGAUAUACCCGACGAUGCCUCCAGUACAAGCACCAGAGUGGGAGGACCUGACGAUAAUAACGACAAUGAAUCCGAACCUAGAGGAUUUGACAGCGACAUCGAAAGCAUCAUUGUCCAUGAACGACCAGUCAUCCACAUCAACCAACUCGAAUCAGUUUCUGUAUCUGGAACUGAUGAUAGAAGAAAUGAAAGCAACGAUGAUGAAUACGAAUGGAGAGUUAGAGCUUACUCUCCCAACGGAAGUAGUGGAAGGAGAACAACAGCAACAACAUCCAGCGACGGUCGACUCAGCAGUCCUUUCGUUCGAGAACUUACCAACGGAGGAAUGCCAGUAUGGAGUGACUACGAUUUUGGAUACAGAGGAAAGCAUACGGGAUACGAGUACACUGACGAUGGAAGAGUACUCGUCUCAGAAGAAACUUGGGACCCCCAACCAGGACCAUCUAAGCCAACCAUCAGAGAGGUCGCAGGAUAUUAUUCAGAUGGGGAGUAUGACCUCUACUCCCGAGUCACUACCCCAGAUAUCUACGACACCUAUGAGCAAUGGGAUUAGUGAAGGAAUGAAGGUAGAAGGAGAGGAAGAGGAGUUAGUAAAAAGAAAGGAGAAGAAGAGGAGAAAGAACAAUAAUACAAAUAGAUGGGAAGAGUAUAGAGGAAAAGAUAAGGAGUGGGAAACGAAAGUUAGGAGAACAGAAGCAGAGUUCGGUAGUAUUAGAGGUUUAAAAAGACAGAUGAAUGAGGAUAGAGCCGAUUUGCAAGGAAAAGGUUACGACAGAACUUUGGCUUAUGCAUGGGGAAAAGCAAUAUACGAAAAGCCACAUGUCUCUUCAAUGGCUUACAGAAUAUUUGGGUCUCCGACUCGGCUAUUGGCUCUCAAAACAUACCUUUUAUACCAAGGAUGUGAAGAAGACAUAGAAACUGACUAUCUUAGUCGCGAUAAAGUCCGAAAAAUGAGCCACGACCAACUCAAGAAAGAAAACAGCCGACGAGUCACAGCCACGCAAAACUUUCGGAAAUAA